Schistocerca americana (American grasshopper) is the source of this 1337-nucleotide messenger RNA. Its product is annotated as lachesin-like. NCBI's taxonomy places the organism in Eukaryota, Metazoa, Arthropoda, Insecta, Orthoptera, Acrididae. The transcript has 6 exons. Bases 1 to 927 code for a protein of 308 amino acids. Gene Ontology annotation, biological process: synapse organization. The record is from RefSeq and is a predicted model, not a curated record. Gene Ontology annotation, cellular component: neuron projection membrane.
AUGAGACAGUACCUUAUGCAGGGUGUUAACUUUCCAGGCUACUCGUGGGGCACGCCCAGUCGCGACUGGAGGACUCCGGAGCCGCACGGACUGCCCCCACCUAGCUUCGAACCCACGGACACCAGCAUCACGGCGCUCGCUGGGCAGACCGUGUACCUGCCGUGCAGAGUGGCGCACCUCGGUGACAAAGUGGUGUCGUGGAUCCGGUCGCGGGACCUGCACAUCCUGACCUCCGGCGUGCUGACGUACACGUCCGACUCUCGGUUCGAGGUUCUGCACGGCUCCGACCCGGACUCGUGGACGCUGCGGCUGGUGGGCGUCCGGCACGAGGACGGCGGCCGCUACGAGUGCCAGGUCAACACCGACCCCAAGCUCAGCCUGCCCGUGCACCUGCACGUCAGAGAACCAAAUCAAAAUCAAGGUGAUUCUCCGUAUUCAUCUGACACUGGAUGGACAUGGAAGCCGGGUACGCACACAGGCGCGGCAGAGUCCCGCAUCCUGGGCCCCACGGAGCAGGUGGUACGCGAGGGCAGCACCGUCACCUUCACCUGCGAGGCGGCCGCCCUCUCCACGUCUUCUCCGGGCGCCGCGCCGCUCCACUGGCUGCACGACGGCCGUCUCAUCAGUCUCCAGGCGCAGCGCGGCGGCUUCAGCCUGGAGACGGAGCGCGGCCCGACGCUGGUGACGAGCCGGCUGACGGUGGCCGGCGUCACCGAGGCGGACAGCGGCCGCUACACUUGUCGCCCGCCCGGAGCGCGGCCCGCCACUGUCUCCCUCACCGUCAUGCUGGGUGAGCACACAGAAGCGAUGCAGGGCGCCGGGUCCACGUCAACGGCUGUUCGGCUGUGGGGGCAGCCGACGCCUGCGCUUCUGGGCGUCGCCGUUUCCUGCUGGUGGCGCUCCUGGGUGUCAGCCACAGCCUCCUGAGACGUCGAGGUCUUCACCGACGGCCCGCUGAGUCGGCCUGUGACUUGGAGUGGAUGCUCGGCGCUUAGACUGACUUACUGUGAAAGACACUGCUGGUGGAAUACUUUUGCCAGCUAGCCAACACUGACUUCACUGUCUAUGACAGAUCUCUGUCAUGUCCUUUACUUGGCUUCUCGCGUGUGACAUGACUGAAACACGAGCAUCUCAUUUCUUUGCUAUAUUUCUUAAAUGUCCCACAGCAGCCUGAUAACAAUCAUUUGUAACAUGGAAAACAGUUGACUUGCAAUUCUAAAGUGACCAGUGAUUCACCUGCAACAGAAAUUGUUACUACCUUUAAGUGCAGACAAGAUUUGCAUAUUGACAAAAAUGCAUUACGAAAUAAAAACUUUAUUUGAUCCUUUUCAGAAAUA